AUGGAACCUCUUUCGGGUGCAGCAAGUGUUAUCGCAGUUAUCCAGUUAACCGGAGCUAUUGUGCAAAUAUGUGGGAAAUAUCUCAACAACGUCAAGAACGCGACGCAGGAUAUUCAGCGCUUCCAAGAGAAGAUCACCGCCCUUGCCCAAGUGCUUCAAUCUCUCGAUGGGCUGAUCCGUGGAUCUAAUGGCAAUGAACUUACUGCUACGCAAGACCUGGUCGACAAUAUUGUCAAAUGCUCCUCAGCACUUACAUAUUUGAAAGAGAAAAUCAAUCCGGAAACGACGCAAAGACGGAUGAGGAAAUGGGGCCUUCGAGCCUUGAAAUGGCCGCUCGUACGGUCGGAGGUAGAUUCUGCUAUCAUGGAGCUUGAGUGGUAUAAAACAACAUUUGCUUUGUCCUUACAGGUUGAUCAAACGAGAUCUACCAAUUCGAUCCACAAAAAGAUAGACCUCAGCAGACUACAGACUGCAAAACAAGCAGCAUUCGACUCUUACGACAAUCAACACAGUGAAUGUCUUCCAGGGACCCGAAUUGACCUGCUUCGAGAAAUCGAAGAGUGGGCAAAAUCGCCACACGGAAAAUGUAUAUUUUGGCUGAGCGGCAUGGCAGGGACAGGGAAAUCAACAAUAUCCCAAACAGUUGCAAGCCGUCUUCAAGCGCAGCAGCUUCUCGGGGCGAGCUUCUUCUUUCAGAGAGGCGAAGAGGACAGAGAAACAGCAAAAAAGCUUUUUCCAACAUUGACCGAGCAACUGGUCAUCGGCAUACCUCAAAUGCUGCCUCGAGUUCAGAGGGCAAUUGAGGAUGACCCGAAUAUUUCGGAAAAGGUGUUGAGGGAACAAUUUGAACGGCUUCUACUGGAUCCACUAUCUGGAAUUGAGCAGCGAGAAGAGACCACAAGAAGAGUGAUCGUGAUUGAUGCUCUAGAUGAAUGCGAUUCAGAAGACGAUAUAGGGAUUGUUCUCCGGCUCUUGCCACGAGUUCAAAAGUCAACUUCCGUACAACUACGGUUUUUGUUGACAAGCAGACCUGAGUUGCCGAUCAGGCUGGGCUUCGAAGGGAUCACCGAUGCCCAUCAGGAUUUGGCCCUACAUGAGAUCGAAGAGCCAGUGAUAGCGCAUGACAUAUCCUUGUAUUUUGAGGAUCAGUUCCUGCGCCUAAAGCAGAGGCGCUCAUUGCCACCAGAUUGGCCCGGAGUCCCAGCUACCAAGAUAUUGGUUGAUAGGACCAUCCCUUUGUUCAUUGCAGCUGCCACUUUAUGUCGUUUUAUCGGUGAUGCAAAAUGGAACCCUCAAAAGCGACUGGAAGCGAUAUUGACAGACCAAUCAACCUAUGUGUCCAAGAUGGACAGCACAUAUAUUCCCGUGCUAAAGCAACUUCUCACUGGACAGAAUGAAACAGAGUCACGGGAAUUACUUAAAGAGUUCAAGGAGGUAGUUGGUGUGAUCAUUAUUCUUGCCACUCCGCUCUCGAUCAACUCCCUAAGCCACCUAAUAGACAGAGAGUCAGAUGAUGUCAAAUGUCGAUUAGACCAGCUCCACUCGGUGCUCAGUGUACCAAACAAUUUCGACACACCAGUCAGGCUCCUCCAUCUGUCAUUCCGAGAUUUUCUUUUGGAUCACCACAAAGACAAAAGCAAAUUCUGGAUCGAUGGAAAAUAUACAAACCAGUGUCUUGCAGAACGAUGCCGUCAGAUCAUGCAGGACAGCCUGGAGAAAAACAUCUGCAAACUGCCAAGCGAAGGCACGCAAAGGAAUGAAAUUAGCGAUGAUUCGAUUCAGCUUUAUAUACCUCCCCCACUGAAAUACGCGUGUCGAUACUGGGCGCAUCAUCUGUUACAAUGCACGGACUUGUCUGGCAUGAUGCACAAUGCUUAUUUAUUUUUCCAGGUACACUUUUUGCACUGGGUGGAAGCAAUGAGUCUACUGGGCCUUACGUCAGAAGUAUCAGGUAUUCUUGAUCGCCUCCAAACGUCCACAUCGGGUAACGGCUCUUCCCUGAUUCCGGAUUUCCUUCACGAUGCAAAGCGCUUUAUUCUGAAAAAUCACCAGAUAGUUGAUCAGGCUCCCCUUCAAGUUUAUUGUGCAGGACUUAUAUUUGCACCCCGAACGGGGAUAAUCCGUAGAGAGUUCAAGCGGUCGCUUCCUACUUGGAUAUGUCAGUUACCACAGGUUGAAGAAGGAUGGAGCGCGCUUACCCAGACCCUCGAAGGCCAUUCCCGUUCGGUUCGAUCGGUGGCCUUCUCGCCCGACGGCCGCCUGCUGGCGUCCGGCUCUUACGAUCAGACAGUGCGGCUCUGGGACCCGGCGACGGGCGCGCUCACCCAGACCCUCAAAGGCCAUUCCGAUUGGGUUCGAUCGGUGGCCUUCUCGCCCGACGGCCGCCUGCUGGCGUCCGGCUCUGACGAUCAGACAGUGCGGCUCUGGGACCCGGCGACGGGCGCGCUCACCCAGACCCUCGAAGGCCAUUCCGGUUCGGUUCGAUCGAUGGCCUUCUCGCCCGACGGCCGCCUGCUGGCGUCCGGCUCUUACGAUCAGACAGUGCGGCUCUGGGACCCGGCGACGGGCGCGCUCACCCAGACCCUCAAAGGCCAUUCCGAUUGGGUUGGAUCGGUGGCCUUCUCGCCCGACGGCCGCCUGCUGGGGUCCGGCUCUGACGAUCAGACAGUGCGGCUCUGGGACCCGGCGACGGGCGCGCUCACCCAGACCCUCGAAGGCCAUUCCGAUUGGGUUGCUUCGGUGGCCUUCUCGCCCGACGGCCGCCUGCUGGCGUCCGGCUCUGGUGAUCACACAGUCCGGCUCUGGGACCCGGCGACGGGCGCGCUCACCCAGACCCUCGAAGGCCAUUCCGGUCCGGUUCGAUCGGUGGCCUUCUCACCCGACGGCCGCCUGCUGGCGUCCGGCUCUGGUGAUCACACAGUCCGGCUCUGGGACCCGGCGACGGGCGCGCUCAUCCAGACCCUCAAAGGCCAUUCCGAUUGGGUUGCUUCGGUGGCCUUCUCGCCCGACGGCCGCCUGCUGGCGUCCGGCUCUGGUGAUCACACAGUCCGGCUCUGGGACCCGGCGACGGGCGCGCUCACCCAGACCCUCGAAGGCCAUUCCGAUUGGGUUGCUUCGGUGGCCUUCUCGCCCGACGGCCGCCUGCUGGCGUCCGGCUCUGGUGAUCAGACAGUGCGGCUCUGGGACCCGGCGACGGGCGCGCUCAUCCAGACCCUCGAAGGCCAUUCCGAUUGGGUUGCUUCGGUGGCCUUCUCACCCGACGGCCGCCUGCUGGCGUCCGGCUCUGGUGAUCACACAGUCCGGCUCUGGGACCCGGCGACGAGCGCGCUCACCCAGACCCUCGAAGGCCAUUCCGGUCCGGUUCGUUCGGUGGCCUUCUCGCCCGACGGCCGCCUGCUGGCGUCCGGCUCUGACGAUCAGACAGUGCGGGUCUGGGACCCGGCGACGGGCGCGCUCAUCCAGACCCUCGAAGGCCAUUCCGAUUGGGUUGCUUCGGUGGCCUUCUCGCCCGACGGCCGCCUGCUGGCGUCCGGCUCUGACGAUCAGACAGUGCGGCUCUGGGACCCGGCGACGGGCGCGCUCACCCAGACCCUCGAAGGUCAUUCCAGUCCGGUUGAAUCGGUGGCCUUCUCGCCCGACGGCCGCCUGCUGGCGUCCGGCUCUGGUGAUCGGACAGUGCGGCUCUGGGACCCGGCGACGGGUGCGCUCACCCAGACCUUCGAAGUUGAAGGGGUAGUCACUACGCUCGAAUUUUCCCAUAGCGGUGUGGCAUUCCUACGUCUGAUCCACGUCAUCCAACUCCAGACAUCUCUAUUGAGCACCGCCAAUGGAUAG
Molecule: messenger RNA, 3834 nt
Organism: Penicillium nucicola
Lineage: Eukaryota; Fungi; Ascomycota; Eurotiomycetes; Eurotiales; Aspergillaceae
Exons: 4
Coding region: 1-3834 (1277 amino acids)
Molecular function (GO): protein binding
Source: RefSeq, a predicted model, not a curated record